GCGGCCACUGCUGCUCCUGUGCUCCCAGCCCCCACCCACGGGCUGCGUGGUUCACCGCGGCCCAGGAAGAGCGAGCUCCGCGAGUCGGGUCGUGAUACGGUGUUUGGUUACGUGCUCAGUCACAGGAAAUAAGUGACCAUGGUGCUCAAUAGUUUGGAUAAGAUGAUUCAACUCCAGAAAAACACUGCCAACAUCAGGAAUAUCUGUGUUUUGGCUCAUGUUGACCAUGGAAAAACUACUUUGGCUGACUGUCUUAUAUCUAGUAAUGGAAUCAUCUCCAGCCGCCUAGCAGGCAAGUUAAGAUACAUGGACAGCAGAGAAGAUGAACAGAUCCGAGGGAUCACUAUGAAAUCCAGUGCCAUUUCACUACAUUAUACAGAAGGCCGUGAGGAGUACCUGAUUAACCUGAUAGACUCUCCAGGACACGUGGAUUUCUCCUCAGAAGUCUCCACAGCUGUUCGCAUUUGUGAUGGGUGCAUCAUUGUGGUCGAUGCUGUGGAAGGAGUCUGUCCGCAGACACAGGCAGUUCUGCGACAAGCCUGGCUUGAAAACAUCCGUCCAGUUUUGGUGAUUAAUAAGAUAGAUCGCUUGAUAGUGGAACUGAAAUUCACCCCACAGGAGGCCUAUUCUCACCUCAAGAAUAUUUUAGAACAGAUUAAUGCACUCACAGGAACUCUUUUUACUUCUAAAGUCCUAGAAGAAAGAGCAGAGAGAGAGGCUGAAUCCCAAGUAAAUCCACAUUCUGAACCAGGAGAGCAAGUGUAUGACUGGAGCACCGGCUUGGAGGACACGGAUGAUUCUCACCUGUACUUCUCUCCAGAUCAGGGGAACGUGGUGUUUACAAGUGCAAUAGAUGGCUGGGGCUUUGGAAUUGAGCACUUUGCCAACAUCUACAGUCAAAAAAUUGGCGUCAAAAAGGAAGUUCUUUUGAAAACCUUGUGGGGAGAUUACUAUAUAAAUAUGAAGGCUAAGAAGAUUAUGAAGGUUGACCAGGCAAAAGGAAAGAAACCUUUAUUUGUACAGUUGAUCCUGGAAAAUAUAUGGAGUUUGUAUGAUGCUGUCUUGAAAAAGGACAAAGAAAAAAUUGAUAAAAUCGUGACUUCUUUAGGAUUAAAAGUUGGAGCCCGGGAGGCACGGCAUUCAGAUCCUAAAGUUCAAAUCAAUGCCAUUUGCAGUCAAUGGCUACCCAUAUCCAGUGCUGUUCUUGCUAUGGUAUGUCAGAAACUUCCUAGUCCACUUGAUAUUACAGCUGAGAGAGUGGAGAAACUGAUGUGCACAGGAUCGCAAACGUUUGACUCUCUUCCACUGGAAACCCAGGCACUGAAAGCAGCUUUUAUGAAAUGUGGAAGCGAAGAGACUGCUCCAGUUAUUAUCUUUGUUUCCAAAAUGUUUGCAGUUGAUGCUAAGGCUUUGCCUCAGAAUAAGCCAAGACCUCUCACUCAGGAAGAAAUUGCUCAGAGACGUGAGCGUGCAAGACAAAGGCACGCGGAGAAGCUUGCAGCAGCGCAGGGACAGGCAUCCUCGGGGCCCAGCCAACAUGGGAGUGCCCUUGAAACAAGUCCAAAGGGAGAAGAGCCCAGAGGUGAUGAGCAGCAGGUAGAGGAUAUGACCCCUAAACCUGUGCCCCAGGAAGGAGACAGCCAAGAGUCUUUUAUUGCAUUUGCUCGAGUGUUCAGUGGUGUGGCUCGAAGAGGAAAGAAAAUUUUUGUCUUGGGGCCCAAAUACAGUCCAGUUGAGUUUUUGCAGCGGGUGCCAUUAGGCUUCUCAGCUCCACUAGAUGACCUUCCCCCAGUCCCCCACAUGGUGUGCUGUACUCUGGAAAACCUGUAUCUUCUGAUGGGAAGGGAACUGGAAGAUCUGGAGGAAGUACCUCCAGGAAAUGUGCUAGGAAUAGGAGGCCUUCAAGACUUUGUGCUGAAAUCUGCAACGCUGUGUAGCUUGCCAUCCUGCCCGCCCUUUAUACCACUCAACUUUGAAGCCACCCCUAUUGUGAGGGUUGCUGUUGAACCGAAACACCCGAGUGAAAUGCCUCAGCUCGUCAAAGGAAUGAAGCUGUUAAACCAAGCUGAUCCCUGUGUCCAGAUUUUAAUUCAGGAAACGGGAGAGCAUGUUUUAGUCACAGCAGGGGAAGUCCACCUUCAGCGAUGCCUGGAUGACUUGAAAGAAAGGUUUGCAAAGAUUCAAAUCAGUGUAUCUGAACCCAUCAUUCCAUUCAGAGAAACAAUCACAAAACCCCCAAAAGUUGACAUGGUCAAUGAAGAAAUAGGCAAACAACAGAAAGUUGCAGUCAUACACCAAACAAAAGAAGAUCAAAGCAAAAUCCCGGAAGGAAUCCAGGUCGACUCUGAUGGACUGGUCACCAUGACAACUCCCAAUAAACUGGCCACGCUCAGUGUUCGGGCUGUGCCCCUUCCAGAAGAAGUCACGCAGAUCCUGGAAGGAAAUAGUGAUUUGAUUCGGUCUUUGGAGCAGUUGACAUCCUCUUUGAAUGAGGGCAAAAAUACUCAGAUGAUUCACCAGAAGACCCAAGAGAAAAUUUGGGAAUUCAAAGGAAAACUAGAGCAACAUCUAACAGGGAGAAAAUGGAGGAACACCGUUGACCAAAUCUGGUCAUUUGGCCCAAGAAAAUGUGGGCCCAACAUGUUAGUAAAUAAAAGUGAAGAUUUUCAGAACUCAGUAUGGACAGGCCCAGCUGGCAAAGCUUCAAAAGAAGCCAAUAGAUACCGAGAUUUGGGCAAUAGCAUCGUGAGUGGCUUCCAGCUAGCAACCCUCUCUGGCCCCAUGUGUGAGGAGCCUCUCAUGGGUGUCUGCUUUGUUCUGGAAAAAUGGGACCUAAGUAAAUUUGAGGAACACGGAGCAAGUGAUAAACAGAAUCGAGAGCAAAGUGAUCUGGUGACAGAGGGACAGGGGGAAGGUGAAACGUGUCCUGGUGGAGGUGAAAAUCAAGAGCUACGCGAUGGCUCCUCUGAGCCCUUUGAGAAGAGGGCUUCCCCGAAAGGAGAAUCUUCACUCACUGACUGCUAUGGACCCUUUUCGGGACAGCUGAUUGCUACCAUGAAAGAAGCGUGUCGCUAUGCACUGCAGGUGAAACCUCAGCGUCUGAUGGCAGCUAUGUACACUUGCGACAUCAUGGCCACCGGUGAUGUUCUUGGUCGGGUCUAUGCUGUCUUGUCAAAGAGAGAAGGUCGAGUGCUUCAGGAAGAAAUGAAAGAAGGGACGGACAUGUUCAUCAUCAAGGCUGUGCUGCCUGUUGCUGAAAGCUUUGGCUUUGCCGAUGAAAUCAGGAAGAGGACGAGUGGCCUGGCCAGCCCGCAACUGGUAUUCAGCCACUGGGAGGUCCUUCCCAGCGACCCCUUCUGGGUGCCAACCACUGAGGAGGAAUACCUGCACUUUGGGGAGAAGGCUGACUCUGAGAACCAGGCCCGGAAGUACAUGAAUGCGGUGCGGAAGCGGAAGGGGCUGUAUGUGGAGGAAAAGAUUGUGGAGCACGCAGAAAAGCAGAGAACCCUCAGCAAAAAUAAGUAGCUACUACUACUGGCGGAGUCUUUUCUUUAUAAUAAAUUAACAAGUAUCACCCAGGGCUUGAUACUGGGAAAAUUUCUUUAUGCUGCAUUAUCUCUGUGCAUUCACUUUCAAUAAAGUUGAUCCAUAUAAAUAUUUUAAAGAGGGCGUUAGAGAACAUGUUUCCAAAGUGUUGUUUUAAUUGAUUCUGGUACAAGGCAAGAAGUUAUCAUAAAUGUUGCAGUGGUGACUUAUUACUAUCCCAUGUAUAACCCCCGAUGGUAAGAUGUGGGCCGUGGUACGGGCGGCCUGUUCAGUGCUGGGGGCAGGCACCAUGCGCAGACCCCACAGUGGGCAGUGUCCUCUACACUGAGCAGGCACGCCUCUGCUUGUCUUCACAGUGUCACACCUCUGAUUACAUCCUCCACUUACACAUAUUUCAUAUCGAAUCAUUGAAUCACAGCCUUUAAUAUCAUUUGGAGAGAACACAUACUUGAGAGACCAGCUCCCUUUUAGUUCUUUAAACUAAGUUGCUGCUAUAGCUGAUCCAUUUAAUGUUUUAUUUUCUAGCAAAACAAUGUAAUGUUCGAUUGUCAGUCUUUACACUUUGUGUUUUUACAACUCCUUCAUAAUUUGUAUCACUCAUUUAAAUAAAUGUUAAUGAAA
Molecule: messenger RNA, 4167 nt
Organism: Diceros bicornis minor
Lineage: Eukaryota; Metazoa; Chordata; Mammalia; Perissodactyla; Rhinocerotidae
Gene: EFL1
Product: elongation factor like GTPase 1
Exons: 20
Coding region: 139-3525 (1128 amino acids)
Biological process (GO): cytosolic ribosome assembly
Cellular component (GO): ribonucleoprotein complex; cytosol
Molecular function (GO): ribosome binding; GTP binding; GTPase activity
Source: RefSeq, a predicted model, not a curated record